Molecule: messenger RNA, 2373 nt
Organism: Eublepharis macularius
Lineage: Eukaryota; Metazoa; Chordata; Lepidosauria; Squamata; Eublepharidae
Gene: KNG1
Product: kininogen 1
Exons: 10
Coding region: 167-1861 (564 amino acids)
Biological process (GO): negative regulation of endopeptidase activity
Cellular component (GO): extracellular region
Molecular function (GO): cysteine-type endopeptidase inhibitor activity
Source: RefSeq, a predicted model, not a curated record
CCCACCUAGCCGUACUGCCCCUAGGUUUUUUGCUUUAUUUCCUUUUAGAACAAGAACAGGCUGUUUAGUCUCUGCCAGCCAAAAAUAUAUAUUUUUUCUGAUUAGAAGAGUCCUUUCUCCUACUCCCCUUCUCCCCAGAUUUCAUAAGGAUCUUCUUUGUCCAGUUAUGGAGUUCUUCAUUCUUCUGGUCCUCAGUUUCUACUCUUGUCAAGCCACUCCUCUUCCAACCCAAGAGGUGGACUGCAAUGACCCCAAAGUCUUCAAGGCCGUGGAUCUAGCGCUGCAGAAGUUUAAUGGAGAAAGGACACAGGGCAAUCAGUUUGCUCUUGUUGUGGUCACCGAAGCUAGGAGAACAGCAGGUCCCAGAACAAGUUUCUUCGCUGAUGUAAAGUACAAGCUAAGGGAGACCAUUUGUGCUGUCGGAGGAGGCAUUCCCUGGCAAAACUGCAAGUUCAAAGACCUCUUGGAGGCAGGUUCAGGCGAGUGUGAUGCUCAUAUUUACAUUGAUGACUUACUCAACUUUUCCAACGUUUCACAGGAUUGCAGAAUUAUCCCAGCUGAAGGUAAGGUGACUGCUUCACAUGCUUCUUGUACUGGUUGCUGGACCCCUAUCGCCAACAACAGUUUGGACAUCCUGCCCUUUGUGAGACACACCAUACGGCAAUUUAACAACCAAAAUAACCACCCUGCCUUGUUUGAAGUUUUGGAAAUAAUCCAAGCCCAUAGGCAGGUAGUAGCUGGAUGGAAUUAUGCUUAUGAAUAUUUAAUAAAAGAGACAAAUUGCUCGAGGGAUGAAUUCCCAGAUUUGACUCCAGCAUGCAAACGUAUCCCUGAAGCUCGUGAAGGCAGAUGUAAGGCUCUCGUCCAUAUCAACAUUUCAAACCACCUUCAAUUUGCAGUACAGGAGUGCGAGCUGGAAGCCCCUCGUAGCUGUCCAGGUUGUCCAGAGCCACUUGCAACUGACAGUCCAGAACUGGAGAAACCACUGAGGGCGGCCCUGGAGAAGUAUAACGCGGAGAGCAACGAUGCAGCCUAUUAUAAAGUCGAAGGAAUAUUGGCAGCUACAUCCCAGGUUGUGGCUGGAAUUAAAUACAAAAUAAUAUUCAUCGUUGUGAAGACAAACUGCUCUAAGGAUGACAACUUACAGAAGCCAAACGAAGACUGCAGCCCUGAAGAUGGAAAAAGACUGAAGUGCAUCGCCUCGAUUUACGUGAUACCCUGGGAGUCAAAAAUCUUUCCUAAUGUGACGUGUGAGCAGGAGCAACACCGGACUAUAGCUACGUUUGCUGCAUGGCCUCCAGGAAUGACCCCUUUCCGAUCCUUUCAAAGUUUACCUCCUGAGGAAAGCAAACAAACGACUGGAAAACAAAAGUCUCAUUUCCGAGGCUCAAGAAGAGGUAUGGGAAUUGGCCCUUUAAGUGCCUCGGGCCAUAAACAGGAACAAACAAAAGAAAACUCCUCUGAAGAAUCUCAUGAAGGUGUGAAAAAGCAAGAAGAAACCUCCAGGGAACCAGUUGCCCGAAUCCUGGAAGAUCAACCAUCUACUGCAAAGUCUUGUCUACAGGAGGAAGUGCCCAAUAAAGACGGUGCCGGGCUCCCUGCACCUUUCCCCCAACAAGACAACGCCAGAGAAUCUUCUGAUUUUUCUGUGUCUGAUUUACUCCCAGAACCAGAUAUUCCCAAGUGUCCAGGAAAACCAUGGAAACCAAUUACAGUUCUCCCAACAACCCCUCCAGAAAUAGUGUUUUGUCCUGGAGCUGACGGUGACCACCAUGAAGCAACCUCACCUCCCAACACAAAUGAUUUUAAUUUGGCCGAUGCGCUCCUUCCUUUACUAAACAUUGGGGAUGGGGCUCAGUAGUAGAAUAUCUGCUUGGCAUGCAGAAGGUCCCAGGUUCAAUCCCCAGCACCUCCAAUUAAAAGGAUCAGGCUGUAGGUAAUGUGAAAGACCUCUGCCUGAGACUCUGGAGAGCCGCUGCCAGUCUGAGUACAGUGCUGACCUUGUUAAACUCAUGGUUUGAUUCAGUAUAAGGAAGCUUUACAUGUUCACUUUAGUUAUUUCUUCAGAAACACCCCAAAUUUUGCAGCACUGGCAGUCUUGGGACACUCAGGCUGCAUAUCAACAUGACUGGGAAACAGAAGUCGCAAAAGAUUUUUUCCCUCCCCAUGAUCAUGUCCUGCUUCCUUCUGACUUUUGCCAUGUUUUCUGCUCCUUCCUCAUGCUCUAAUGCCAAGCGAGCUGCUGUAGGUAUAUUUCUGAGAGCCAAACUACAAGUGACGUCUUACACAGGUUGGACACUAGUUGGCUUCCCUCAAGUUUUGAUGGGAAACGUAGGCCUCCUGGUCUUGCAGCUGUAAUGGAGAGCCAAGCUG